Messenger RNA from Tetranychus urticae (two-spotted spider mite), 1147 nucleotides. Its product is annotated as runt-related transcription factor 3-like. Gene Ontology annotation, molecular function: DNA-binding transcription factor activity, RNA polymerase II-specific; ATP binding; RNA polymerase II cis-regulatory region sequence-specific DNA binding. The record is from RefSeq and is marked provisional. Gene Ontology annotation, biological process: regulation of DNA-templated transcription. NCBI's taxonomy places the organism in Eukaryota, Metazoa, Arthropoda, Arachnida, Trombidiformes, Tetranychidae. Gene Ontology annotation, cellular component: nucleus.
GAUGUGUUUCGUUAUUAUCAGCAAAGUAAAUUUUUUUUGGCUUCAAGUUUUUUUUAACUAACAUAUUUGGCUCAUAAUUUUUAUGUGAUUUGGUCAACCCCCUUCUAUUAAACACUAUCAUCAUUUUAAACAACAUUUUUUUUGCUUCUUCUUGUUCCUCCAAAUUGUUUAAACAAUUAAACAAACCGUGAUGUUUCCUGGUGAAAGACUAUUGAAUGAAUUUAUAGAUGAAUAUCCAGGGGAAUUUGUGAGAACUGGAAGUCCCAAUCUAGUGUGCUCGGCUUUACCAACACAUUGGCGUUCUAAUAAAACUUUACCAGUGGCUUUUAAGGUUGUAGCCUUGGGUCAAGUCAACGAUGGAACCAUGGUUACAAUUCGUGCUGGAAAUGAUGAAAAUUUUUGUCCAGAAUUAAGGAAUGCUUCAGCUAUAAUGAAAAACCAAGUAGCCAAAUUUAAUGAUCUCAGGUUUGUCGGGAGAUCUGGUAGAGGCAAGAGUUUUACUUUAACAAUAACUUUAUCAACAAAUCCACCUCAAGUGGCUACUUAUUGUAAAGCCAUUAAAGUUACGGUCGAUGGUCCAAGAGAGCCACGUUCCAAAACAACCAUGUUAAAUUCUUGUUGGGGUUUCCCAGGUCAACAGCAACAGUUCCGUGCAUUUGCAACCGCCUUCAAUGUUCAACAGAGAAGAUUUAUUGACCCACCUACAGAUUGGCGGUUAGGUUUUACUGAAAUACCGAGAGGAAUUCCACCUCCUUGUCAACUGGAUACAUGGUACAAAUGGAUCAAUUACAACAGUUUACCUUCAACAUCAACACCAAACUCAUCAUCUGCCCCACCAUCAUCAUCUUUAAACCUUUUACCAUCAUCUGCAUCAUCAACGUCACCAUCAUCAUCAUCAUCUUCAUCACAAAAAUGGACACAACACGAACACCAUUACGGGCAAUGUAAUUCAGCCUUUGUCUCACCACCAAUGAUUAACGGCCUUGCCGAACGCAAUGAAUCGUGUGAUGUAACAAAUUCAUCUCUUUGGAGACCUUUUUGACCUUAAACUUUGUUUCAUACUCAUAAACCAAAAGCUUACAACAAAAACCUAAAAGAUCUUUUUUUGCAACAUGAUGAACAUAAAAUAAAAUCCAUAUUAUAUUAA